Messenger RNA from Ilex paraguariensis (yerba mate), 564 nucleotides. NCBI's taxonomy places the organism in Eukaryota, Viridiplantae, Streptophyta, Magnoliopsida, Aquifoliales, Aquifoliaceae. The record is from the annotation of a GenBank genome assembly.
AUGUUUGGAGUAGUGUUCCCCAAUCGUAGUUUCCCAAUGGACAUCUCCACCUUCACCCAAAUCGACACCUUCCAUUGGGUCCUCGACAUGAACACCUUCGUCGGGGAGGCGUACGAUUCAAUCCGCGAAGUCUGCAUCUUCCUCCUCAACAACUUCACUCUACCGCCAGACAAAGCCCUAGCGGUCUACAUCCAAGCCCCAGGCUCGCCUUUCCUCUUCUGCGGCGCCGUAACGCUCUCUCGCCCCUCCGCUGUCCUCUCUCUCCCGUGGCCGGACCCCGGCGGCCAAAUGCAACUUACCGCCGACGCUGCCCCGCUCUCCGCCAAAAUCGGUGUCUCCGUCGAGGACCUGGCGUCGCUGCCCUCCUUGGACGUCACGGCGGAGAAGAAAAUUGAGAGAUUGGCAUUGAAGGUUGGGGAGAAUUUGUUUAAUUUCAUGCAGUCGUUUUGUGGAGUGGAUGGGAGUAAGUUGGUUGUGCCAAUGGAUAUAUUGGAUAGGUGGUUUAAGAAGUUUCAGGAACGGGCCAAGCGUGAUCCUGAGUAUUUGAAGGGUUUCGCAUUGUAG